AUGUCCUCCUUCUUCACCACGCCCGCCUCGCAGCGCAAGAGGAAGAGGCCCGAAGGAGCGUCCAACGGCCCCAACAAGCGCAACAACGCCCCACGACCUGCCGCGAAUGCUCCCCGCCGCACCGAACGAGAAGACUCAAUUGAGAGCGAGGAAUCAGACGACAAUCGCGGAGACGUUUUUGAUGAAGAGCUUGAUGACUCGGAAUCCUCAGACGACGAGAACGAGACGGCGGCGGAAAAGCGCCUCAGGCUAGCAGAGCGCUACCUCGAAAAUGUGCGCAACGAGGUCGAGGAAGAGGUGGGCUUCGACGCCGCGCAGAUCGACAAGGACCUGAUCGCGGAGAGGCUGAAGGAGGACGUCGCAGAGGGCAAGGGCAAGAUUUAUAAAUACAUCGCGGGAGAGCUGGACUUUGGGCAGGCAUCGCACGUGUUUGGGAAGUCUGGCCUGCAAAAGGCCAUCACCGGAUGCGCAGUCAGGCUGCCGUAUGCGUGGACCAUCAGCAAGGAUCUGGUCGUGGAAAAGUGGGAGAUUGCGGACCCAACAGCCUACGCGCCUCAUUCUGACCGUCCGUCCAACGUCACGCCGCGCCGGACGCCCAAGAAGCUCUUCUGGCGCAAGGGCAACAAGAACAAGAAGGGCGAGAGGGACUUCCUGGGCCACACGGGCGAGAUCAUAUCUAUUGCCGUAUCGGACUCGGGAAAAUACCUCGCGACUGGCGACAAGCACGCCCGCCUGAUCAUCUGGGACGCCGACACCCUCACACCACGCAAACUCUUCACCCGACACCGCGACGCCGUAACAUCGCUAUCCUUCAGAAGGGGCACCGAGCAGCUCUUCUCGGGCGGAGCAGAUCGCGCAGUCAUCGUCUGGAGUGCGCCAGAGUCUGCCUACAUCGAGACACUGGUUGGACACCAGGAUGUCGUCGUUGGUGUUGCUGGCGGGCUCGAGGCGAACCAGGAGACAUGUGUCAGUGUUGGCGCGCGAGAUCGCACUGCCAGGCUGUGGAAGGUGGUGGAGGAGAAUCAGCUCGUUUUUCAGGGUGGCGGCACGGCAAGGCAAAAAGGGAUGGAUAAGUUAUGGAAAGGUCGGUUCGGCAAGAAUGUCGACGACAAGGAGAAGCCCACAGACGAGCAGACAAACGGCGUCCACGAUGAGGACGACGAUCCACCGAUCGCCUACGCAGAGGGAUCCAUCGACUGCGUUGCCCUCCUCGACGCAAAUUUAUUCGUCACAGCCUCGGACAAUGGAGCCAUGUCACUGUGGUCUGUUCAGAGGAAGAAACCCCUAUUCACGUGUGCCCUCACUCACGGGCGUGACCCUGCCCUCGCCCCGGAAGACAUGUCCGCAAACCACGACGCUGCAACAACAGUCAAGAAAGGCCCACGGUUAGCCAGAUACGUCACAGCGCUUACCACAGUACCCUUUGCCGAUCUCAUCCUCACAGCGAGUUGGGAUGGCUGGAUACGAGCAUGGCGUCUUGGGCCGGAGAAGCGCACCAUUGAGCCUCUAGGCACGGUUGGAAGAGUUCCUCUCGACGAGCAGGAGGAAGCCACCGCCAAUGGGGAUGAUGUGAUACUCAUCCGCGGCAUAGUAAACGGUCUCUCGGUGCAAGAGCGCGGAGACCGGGGGAAAGACGGGCUUUGUAUAGUGGCUGCGGUGGGGAGAGAGCCCAGACUCGCCAGAUGGAUGUCGGCCAAGGUCAAGAACGGGAUCCACGUGUUUGAGGUGCCUAGGAAGGUUGUUGAAAACGGCGUCGAGGAUGAAUCAGGUACAGAAGCUUAGGGUGGAUUGAGCGUGUUUGCAUUUCUCAGGCGUGUUGCAUCUAGAUACCAAUACCAUCUCGGCAU
Molecule: messenger RNA, 1847 nt
Organism: Dothidotthia symphoricarpi CBS 119687
Lineage: Eukaryota; Fungi; Ascomycota; Dothideomycetes; Pleosporales; Dothidotthiaceae
Product: WD40 repeat-like protein
Exons: 1
Coding region: 1-1782 (593 amino acids)
Cellular component (GO): small-subunit processome
Molecular function (GO): snoRNA binding; protein binding
Source: RefSeq, a predicted model, not a curated record